ACUUUGCGGUGAGUGUUAAGGUAGAUCGUAAUCGUAAUAUAAGAUACGACAUUUGCAAGAUAAAUAAUGCAAUUUUGGAAUACGCGUUAACGCAAAUUACUUUAUGGUUUGACAACACUGAUAUAAGAAAAUUUGUCGUCAGAAUGGACGAGGAUCGUCGUACUGUUUGGUGCGGAAAUUUGAGCGAGAAAGUAACCGAAGAUCUCUUAUAUGAGUUGUUUUUACAAAGUGGUCCGAUUCAGAAGGUUUCAAUACCCAAGGAUCGAGAUGGAAAACAGCGCUCAUAUGGCUUUGUAACAUUUAGGCAUACGAUCUCUGUACCAUAUGCCUUAGAUCUCUUCAAAGGUACGGCAUUGUUUGACAGAGUACUGACUAUGAAAACUAGGAACAACAUUGAACGACCGCCACAAGCACAUGCACAGCUACAGACACAGCAGCAACCUUGUUUCAACAUGGGAAAUGAACUUAAGACGCAAGAAGCUACCGCUAUAUUGAACAAUCCGUAUCAAUUGAGACACGAAAUUUCACUUGGUAACAUGAUGCCAAAUGUUUCACUCGGUGGUUUUUAUCCCGGACAAGAAAUGGUCAUGUAUCCCAGUCAGGUGAAUGCUUGGGUGAAGCAAGAUGAUAGAAGACCUCCUCGAGGACAUCCAUACCAGCGUGAUCGAAAGAGAGAAAGAAGAGAUCAAAGAGACAGGAGCUAUCACAAAGACAGACACUCCUCCCAUCGUUCACAUGAUCAUUCUCGAAAUUCUGAUUCGAGAAGUGACGGAAGAAAUUAUCGUUGAUAGGGAAGUAUGGAAAUGGAAUAGAACCUAGCGCCAAUUCGAUCAAUUUUUUUUCAUCAAAAACCUGGCUGUAAAGCUAUUUAUACUUCUUAUAAAGCUAUUUAUACUGAUA
Molecule: messenger RNA, 900 nt
Organism: Athalia rosae (coleseed sawfly)
Lineage: Eukaryota; Metazoa; Arthropoda; Insecta; Hymenoptera; Athaliidae
Product: RNA-binding protein 7-like
Exons: 2
Coding region: 144-788 (214 amino acids)
Biological process (GO): regulation of alternative mRNA splicing, via spliceosome
Cellular component (GO): nucleus
Molecular function (GO): single-stranded RNA binding
Source: RefSeq, a predicted model, not a curated record